UAAAUAAACCAAAAAAAAAAAAACACAAUGAUACAAAUAGUUAAUGGAACGAAUAUAUGCUAGUGUUAAACUUGAAAUUAUGCUAGUUUUCAUUUGCUCAAAGCUUUAAAAAUUUAGUGGAAUGAAUCUGUGGCCAAAUAAUAUUUGAGAGGGGAAGAAUACUGUUGUGAAGCAAUAGCUUGUUACUCCAGCCUAUUUGGCAAUAUACUCUUCCAGGCAGUGCUCAAGCUUAACAAGGAGACUUUUAUUUUCGUAGGGAUUAAACCAAGAGUGCUAAUUCUAAAUCAAUUCGGAUUUGGUAUUCAUUAGUUUUCAUAAUUAGUCUACUUAAGUUUGUAGUCAAAAUCAUAUCAAAAUAGGUUUUCUAUUCUUUGGUAAAGGUAAGUUUUGUAUUGUGUUACAGUGCUAUAAAAUAUGAGUGCUUUUACCUAUUUUCUCUGUCCCAAUUUAUGUGAUAUAUUUAAAAGUUCUUUUUUCUUUUCUCUUAAAUUUGGUGCCCAGUCAAAAGGCCGAUGGAGUAGUACUUUUCUUCAAUUCACCAAAGUCGUUAGGUUUUGGUUUUCUUUGUGAAAGUCGUUAAGAAAAGUAAAACGCAAAUCGUAAUUUUUUUCCCCCAGGAAAGCAAAGAAAGGGGAAAAGAAACAUUAGCUAGACAGAGUGACAAUCGGCGUACUUCAGUCACCACAGGAAUAAAUGUCGGCCAAUCUCCCAAUUCCCCCCAACACCACCGUACACGUCACCAAAGACAACCUCUUCGCCGCCGUAGACAUCGGCACAAACUCCUUCAAGCUCCUCAUAGUCCACACCGACCCUUCCACCGGUCGUUUCCUCACAAUCGAUCGUUUCAAAGAACGAGUCCUCCUCGGCCUUAACACCACCACAACCAUCUCAACCGCGUCCCUUCUACGCGCCACCAAAGCACUCCAAAAAUUCCAGAACCUUCUCCAAUCCCAUCACGUUCCUUCUUCCAAUUCUCGCUUCGUAGCCACUUCUGCUGUUCGAGAAGCUUCCAAUCAAUCACAAUUCCUUAACACUAUUCACCAAACCCUAGGCCUGAAUAUUGACGUGCUUUCCGGUAUCGAAGAAGCGCGUCUUAUAUACCAAGGUAUACUUCAAUUCCAUCCUGUUUAUGACCGUACAAUUCUUACAAUUGAUAUAGGUGGUGGGUCCACUGAGUUUGUUAUUGGAAAAGAGGGGAAAACUUUGUUCUCUAUUUCACUAGCAUUAGGACAUGUUACAUUAACUCAGAGAUUUCCUGAAGUUACUGAAAUGAGGGAACAUAUUAAGGUUAUAAUCCGUGCCUCGGGGUUAAAUGAGAAGAUUAAGAAUUAUAAUAUUGAUAAAGUGAUUGGUUCAUCGGGGACGAUUAGGAAUAUUGAGAAGGCGAUUUUUCGUGGCUAUUCGAGUAAUAUGGAGGGAAAUGUUGAGGAAAGUAAGAGGGAUUGGAGUUUUACAACGGAAGAAUUGAAGGGUUUAGUGGAGAGGUUGAGUGAGGACGAGAGAAGAGUUGGAGGGAAAGUUCGAAAGCAGGGUUUUUUCAAGAAGAGGUCGGAAUUUAUUGUGGCGGGGGCGGUUUUAUUGGAGGAAAUAUUCGAGGAGCUUAAGAUUGAGGAGAUGGAGGUUUCCGGGUAUGCAUUAGGAGAAGGUGUGAUUGCAGAGAAGUUAGGAGAGGUUUUCGAUAAUUAUGAUCCGAGGGCGAAUGCGAGGUGGAGGUCUGUAGUGAGGCUCGCGACAAGGUUUAAUAACAAACAGCGCAUGAAAUCUGCUGCGUUAUGCUUUAGUGUUGCAAAGGAGAUGUUUGAUGGUUUGGGAAAACGGUAUGAAUCAGCCAAUGGUUCUGAUGGAUUCGUUGUAUCCUUGGAGGAUAAAGAUCUUGAGUAUCUUGAGGCAGCUUGUUUGCUUCACAAAAUCGGUCUUUCUGUUGGUAAAAAGGGCUAUCAUAAGCAGUCUUACCAUAUAAUAAUGAAUGGCGACCAUCUGCAUGGUUAUAAUGCCGAAGAGGUUAAGUUAAUAGCUCUACUUGUGCGGCACCAUAGAAAGAAACUUCCUGAAUGUGAUCAUGUGGUGCCCGAGGAAUUAACAAAAGAGAUGAGAGGGAAAUUCAGAAUUCUUUGUGCAAUUCUACGUGUAUCUGCUGCAGUCGAGAAACCACAGCUGAUCAACUUUGACAAUGUGGAAUUCUCACAUACCUGUGAAGGAUAUAAAUUGGUACUUGAAGCAGGAAAUUUGCCGUCCCCUGGUAAUUUGCUGCCAUCAGUGGAAGAUAUUGAGGCAGAGCUUGGUAAAGAGUUGGAACACUUCAGAAUGGUGUUCCAGGAAAGAUUGUCAAUUGCUGUCACUUCAAGCACUUCAUCAUAAUCAGGAAGAGAUGCUAGGAAUACUGAGAUGCUCUUUUUUGGGGGUUCGGGGGGUGGGGUGAUGGGCCUUGCUAAUAAAAUGAUGGUAAAAUAUAGUAUUCUGUAAAAGCCAUGUUGUAAUGUAUGCUAUACGCGCGCGCACACACACUUACACGGACACUUCGACUGUUACAAGUAACAGCUAGCAGCUUCUUCUUGUCACACAAAAAGCCUAUUCCAGUAGAUCCUUGCAAUUUUCUAGCAGUUGUUGGAUGCAGAGAGUAAAACCUGGUCCCUAGUAAGACUGUUGAAACUUGCUAUAUUUAUCGUUGCGGUUGAAAUUUAAUGUAUUUAUCUUUUACUUUUGCAA
This is a messenger RNA of Lycium ferocissimum, 2706 nucleotides long. RefSeq lists its product as uncharacterized. The transcript has 7 exons. Lineage: Eukaryota; Viridiplantae; Streptophyta; Magnoliopsida; Solanales; Solanaceae. The record is from RefSeq and is a predicted model, not a curated record. The coding region runs from base 694 to 2358 and encodes 554 amino acids. Gene Ontology annotation, molecular function: pyrophosphatase activity.